Molecule: messenger RNA, 3138 nt
Organism: Drosophila willistoni
Lineage: Eukaryota; Metazoa; Arthropoda; Insecta; Diptera; Drosophilidae
Gene: Pkcdelta
Product: putative protein kinase C delta type homolog
Exons: 14
Coding region: 295-2382 (695 amino acids)
Biological process (GO): peptidyl-serine phosphorylation; intracellular signal transduction
Molecular function (GO): ATP binding; protein serine/threonine kinase activity
Source: RefSeq, a predicted model, not a curated record
GGCUUUAACAAAUCAGAAGAAGGAGAAAAAAUAUCUCGGAACUUGUUUAUUUAAUAGAAAUAUCAGAACAUAAUCCAAAAAGCAAAAGAAAAAUCAUUAAAAACAAAACACAAAGCAGAAGGCACAUCAGGCACAUUAUCUGUCUCAGUCUCUCCUCAUCGUAACGGCCUCCAAUACGCCUCCUCCUCCACCUCCACCUUCUCAACAUACUUUGCCUCUAUACUAUUUAAUAACGGAACGUUACUUGUAUAAAAUUUUUGGAGCGUCAUUGACGCGGAUGUGGAUGCGGUCAAGAUGAUGUUCACACGCGCUCAACUGCGCAAGCAGAAGACAAGCAGCAACUCAAAUAAUUCCCGGCCACGAAGCGCCGGUUCAUCCUCAUCCAGGCAUCAAAGCGGCCAAAAUCAUGAGUUUCGAAACAAACAGAGCUCAUCUAGCAGCAGUGGAGCUGGCAGUGGCAUUAGUGGGGCAAGUGGACGAUCUCGGGAUCGUGAUCGUGAUCGCGAUGGUGAUAAUCAUCAUUAUCAUUAUGGCAAGCAGCAUUCCUUUGAAUUACCACGACAGCACUCUAAAGAAGAGGCAUACAGCAGAGAUAGAGAUCGGGAUCGGGAUCGAGAUCGAGAACGUGAUCGAGAACGUGAUCGCGAUCGUGAUCGAGAUCGUGAUAGUGGCAUUGCCAGCUCAGUUGGUAUCGGUGGAACCAACUCUAACAUCUAUGUGGAUAGAAGAACCCGACCACGCAGCAUCACAAAUCGUCGAGGUGCCAUUAAGCAUCAAAAAACGCACGAUAUAAAUGGUCAUCGAUUUGUGGCCAAAUUCUUUCGCCAGCCCACAUUCUGUGCCUUCUGUAAUCUCUUCCUUUGGGGUUUCGGUAAACAGGGCUAUCAGUGUAUAAUCUGUCAGACAGCGGUUCAUAAAAAGUGCCACGAGAAGCUUCUGGGCAAAUGUUCUGGCUCGGUUUUCACUUCGGCCAGCACAAUACUGUUACGGGAAAGGUUUAAAAUUGAUAUGCCACAUCGUUUCAAGCCACAUACGUUUAUGUCGCCAACGUUUUGUGAUCACUGUGGAUCCCUAAUGGGAGGAUUUUUUAUCCAAGGACUCAAAUGUGAAGAAUGCGAUGUGAAUUGUCACAAGAAAUGUGAAAAGCUAACGGCCAAUUUAUGCGGUGUCAAUCAGAAGCUUAUUGUGGAGGCUCUCAAUCAUGUGAAGCGAGGAGCACGAGAAGCACGAGAUUCACCCAGUACACCGCCGAGCUUAAAUCCAGCCUAUAAAAUCGAUGCCAAUGAUGGACAUGAUGAAACAUCAUAUACAUAUUCACAAUUCCAAAAAUCCGGACGUUUCACUGCGCCAGCAACAGUAAUACCUAGAUUUAAGAAUUAUUCGGUAGAUGACUUUCAUUUUCUGGCCGUCCUGGGCAAAGGAAGUUUUGGCAAGGUUCUUCUGGCCGAACUACGUGAUACAACAUAUUAUUAUGCAAUCAAAUGUUUGAAAAAAGAUGUCGUACUCGAAGAUGAUGAUGUUGAUUCAACACUAAUUGAACGCAAAGUCUUAGCCUUGGGUACCAAACAUCCAUAUCUGUGUCAUCUGUUCUGUACAUUUCAAACGGAGAGCCAUUUGUUCUUUGUGAUGGAGUAUCUGAAUGGUGGUGAUCUCAUGUUCCACAUACAGGAGAGUGGACGCUUUUCAGAGGAACGGGCACGUUUCUAUGGCGCUGAAAUCAUAUCGGGUCUUAAAUUUCUACACAAAAAGGGCAUUAUCUAUAGGGAUCUCAAAUUGGAUAAUGUUUUAUUGGACUAUGAGGGUCAUGUGCGUAUAGCCGAUUUUGGUAUGUGUAAAUUGCAAAUCUAUUUGGACAAGACAGCCGAUAGUUUUUGCGGCACACCCGAUUAUAUGGCGCCCGAAAUCAUAAAGGGUGAGAAGUACAAUCAGAAUGUGGAUUGGUGGUCAUUUGGUGUGUUGCUCUAUGAGAUGCUAAUUGGACAGUCGCCAUUCAGCGGCUGCGAUGAGGAUGAACUUUUCUGGUCCAUAUGCAAUGAGAUUCCAUGGUUUCCUGUAUAUAUAUCCGCCGAGGCCACGGGCAUACUUAAAGGCCUUCUGGAAAAGGAUUAUACAAAACGUAUUGGCUCACAAUACAGUCCAGCUGGUGAUAUAUCCGAUCAUAUAUUCUUUAGACCCAUCGAUUGGAAUCUUCUAGAGAAACGUCAAAUCGAACCACCAUUUAAACCUCAAGUGAAACAUCCGUUGGAUACGCAAUACUUUGAUCGUGUCUUUACCCGUGAACGUGUUCGUCUCACACCGAUCGAUAAAGAAAUCCUAGCAUCUAUGGAUCAGAAACAGUUUCACGGUUUCACCUAUACAAAUCCUCACAUUACCCUGGAUUAGAGCCCUAGAAUAUACUUUACUCUAUACAUACAUACAUAUCUCUAUCUAUACAUAACUUUGUUAAAUUAUUGUUUUGACUAUUUCGUUCUUCUUAGUACAACACAGUAUUUGUAUAUGUACAUAUUAAUUGUGGUUUUCCAUAUAUUUUUUUUUUUUUUGUUGAUUUAUUCCCUCAUUUGUUUAUUUAUUUUAUUUUUUAUGUUGUUGUCCUACUAGGUUUAGAUUUCCAUCAGAUUCAGAUAAUCUAAACCAUUCAAUGCUAGUCAAGUCAUGCUCUAGAAAUACUCAAUAUAUAUCUAAGUCUUUAAGUCUCUAUAUAACUGAAGGAAACUCAAAUUGUAUAUAUAUAAAAAUAAUCUUAUUCUAUUCAAAAGCAAGUAUAUAUAUAUAUAUAUAUACUAAAGUCGUACGUACUAUAUAAAUCUAUGGAAUACAAUUAAAGAAAAAAUAUAUAUAAAACUAUAUAAGAAAGAUUAUUUUAUGAUUAAUGAAUUAACUAUUAUAAGUUGGCCGGAUUGGAUUUUUGGAUUGGAUUUUUUUUGUCUGACGUCAAAGGUUUUUUUUAAGUGUUGUAAAAGUCAGUAAAGUAAAGUUGUUUAAAUUUUUUUCAAAUCAAAGUAGGACAUGACAUGGAAAUGUCAUUAUUUUAGGCAAGGUACUGAUUUGAGGUCCCCAUAAUAAUCAUUCUGUAUCCAACUGUGUUUGGAGUAACACCUUUUGGAACUAAACAAAAUUAACACAAAAUUCUAAAUUUAU